Messenger RNA from Sphaerulina musiva SO2202, 811 nucleotides. RefSeq lists its product as uncharacterized. The record is from RefSeq and is a predicted model, not a curated record. NCBI's taxonomy places the organism in Eukaryota, Fungi, Ascomycota, Dothideomycetes, Mycosphaerellales, Mycosphaerellaceae. The transcript has a single exon. The coding region runs from base 232 to 627 and encodes 131 amino acids.
AGAGAGUGGCUUACCGCGCAAGUAAAGCGGCAAGCUUGCUGUUUAUAGGAAGUUCUCAACUGACUCGACUUUCUCCGACUCCAUGGGCAUAACGCCGUCGUACCGUGCAUACACACACACGCAACGUACACUGUUACGUGCGGACGGCCGGACGAAACCGAUCGACUGCUCAUCAAACAAGCCUGCCUCCUCACACCUGGACCUUCACUACUCCAUACAGUAUAGUUCAGCAUGUGGCCAGCGCAUUUUCGUGAAUCAGACAGAAUAAAUUCUCCGACCUGUCAAAGUUCCGCCUCGGGCUCACCCUUGUAUGAAUUGGCCAUCACAACCUUCCCGCCUGCUUUGUUUUUUGUCUCGCAGUCUCAAGAUUUGUCAAAUCAUAAAUGUGUGUUUUUGGCUGAUCAAAGCGAGUCGAAUAAACUCCACUUUUUUUGGGGCCAAAUCGCAUGGAUGUUCCGGGCCUCGCGACUUUUGAAAGGCCGAAAAGACUCUUUUCUUCCAGCAGGGCAGGUCUCUGCUCUCGGACUCUCCUCGCUGGGUGGCAAACUGGCAAUGCCAUGCAGCCGUUGUGGAGGCUCCGCUCCUGGACCAUCUCUGUUUCUCCUCUCACUAGGAGGUAGGAGGUAGAGUCAUGUCGUCUACCAUUCUCUCAUCACUCCUUCACUCACUCACUCACUCCACUGUCCAAACUCAAUGCCCUCGCAAUGCAUUUAUUCCCUGGAGGAUCUUCAUCACCAGUCCGGCAUGUCUCUCCGUUUCCAGUUGACUCACGAGAGUACCGACAUACCACGUCGGCCCCGAGAAGCUUAAC